Messenger RNA from Teleopsis dalmanni, 710 nucleotides. RefSeq lists its product as uncharacterized. The transcript has 2 exons. The record is from RefSeq and is a predicted model, not a curated record. NCBI's taxonomy places the organism in Eukaryota, Metazoa, Arthropoda, Insecta, Diptera, Diopsidae. Bases 104 to 598 code for a protein of 164 amino acids.
GCAUAGUUAAUAAAUUUUUUUAUACUUCAAUUAACCCUUUUUGGCAACUGUUUAUUUCCGCUCCAGCGAAAUUUCACGUUAAUUUUAAAAACUUUUGGACAAAAUGGACUUAGGAAGGUUUACUGGAGGUGGUGGUGAUGUCGACAGGAUGCGAUUAAAUAACCAAAAUGUCCCAGAUUAUUAUGACCUGCCCUUAGUUGGUGGAUUAUACAUAACAUUUUUAUAUCCAGAAGUGCAACUGGAGGUUCAGCAUAAAUUUGAGGAUGAUGUUCGUUCUCAUCAUAAUCGCCUUAGACGCCAAAUGAGUAUUCCGGAUUGUGCUUUUGAUCCUACUCAUGAUCGUACAUUUUUAGACCAUGAAGGUGUACUGCAUAGUCUUUUUACACCACUAACUUUUAGCCCAGAAUUUAUACGUAAUAAUCGUUUGAAGCAUUUAAAUUUUCAGAGACGCCUCGACAUUUUAGUCAAAAAAUCAUUUCUGAUACGAAAUACUGAAAUAGUCAAAAUGGUACACGGGAUGGAAAAGGACAAAUUUAGAACAAUUUAUGUUUGCGUGCUUACUCCAGUACUUGGUUUUCUGGCUUGGUACCUGUGGUGAUGCUGUGACCUAAAUUGUUUUCUUUUUCUAAGCCUCUAUUGCUGCUUUUACAUACAAUAAUAGUUGAAAUAUUAAAUAAGAAAAUCUUGAAAAAAUUAUUAAUUAUAAAUUG